CCAGAAACAAAACGAUAAACACCUACAAACCUCCUGAUAAAAAUAAAUAUUUCCAUUUUGGUGUAUUGAUAAAUAUCGAUUAAUCGAAUGAAAUUUACUUUGUAAUUACUCGCAAUUAUCAAUUGUACUUUUAGCAAUCAGAUCACCGGAUUGAAAUUUUAAAAAGUCACCAUGGAUAAGAAAAAUGAAAAACGGGAAAUUCCUUCGGGGCUGAAGAAAAUUUUGGAUCUGGACGUCUACCUAACCAAUGCUUUUGUUAAAAAAGUUGAGAAUUUUAUGCCCAUGAAGCAGCUAAAGAUGCACUAUCGUGCUCUAGAGAUAAGUGCACAUACGAUUCCGUGGUUGGCGGGAUGGUUGGCGUUCAUAUGGAUAAUAAACAGCAAAGAUUUGUAUCAAAUGCAAGUAAACUUGUUCAUAGGCCUCUUGAUAGACAUAGUCAACGUAGCUGUUAUAAAAGCCGCUACAAGAAGACGAAGGCCAUCAAAAAAUGAUGAUCCGUUUGAAAUGGGUCCAGAUAAGUACUCAUUUCUAUCAGGCCACGCUUCGAGAGUAGCAUUUUUAACAUAUUUCUUCAUCUACUUGUGGCCGGUUCCCAUUAUGUUCGUACCCUCGCUGCUGGCUUGGUCUACUGCAGUCUGUCUCUCACGGGUUCUGUUAAAAAGACACUACAUUUUGGAUGUUCUCGGUGGUGUGUGUCUUGGAAUUUUCCAAGGAAUUUUCCUUAGUUUGAUUUACUUAGAGCGAGAUACUUGUAUCAGCUUAAUUUCUUGGCUAACCGAUGAAAAACUAGAAGGAGGUGAAUUCCAUGUUUAAUACUCUGUGAUUGGACGCAUCAAGAUGAAGUAUAUUUUUAAAUAAGGUAAAUUCAAGUCAAUCAGAAGUAUUUUAUACAUUGAAUACUAAAAUAUAAAACUUAAUAAGUUGUAUCUCCAUACAGAAUACCAAAUAUUCUCAUAUUAAAAAUAUGUUUAAUUAUAUUUUUAAACUAAAUUAAAAGAGAAGACUUAACAUUUUUGUCA
Cotesia glomerata is the source of this 1019-nucleotide messenger RNA. RefSeq names its product phospholipid phosphatase 6. NCBI's taxonomy places the organism in Eukaryota, Metazoa, Arthropoda, Insecta, Hymenoptera, Braconidae. Gene Ontology annotation, molecular function: sphingosine-1-phosphate phosphatase activity. The record is from RefSeq and is a predicted model, not a curated record. Bases 172 to 813 code for a protein of 213 amino acids. The transcript is spliced from 3 exons.